CAUGGGGGACCAGAGGCCGCGGGACCGGCCGAGGUCCCCAGGCAUGGACUGCAAGCCCUGGUACUGUGACAAACCGCCUUCCAAGUACAUCGCGAAGCGUAAGCACAGGCGCCUGAGGUUCCCGCCAAUGGACACCCAGAACUGAAACUGGGUAUUUGUAAAGGAGAGCAUGGACAACUUCCACUAUGGCUGUCCGUCUCCCGAAGAUAUGCUCAUUUGUAGCCUUAACGAGUUCUUACUCCCCAAAAUCUCUCACAGAGGUCCCCAAGCUGACCCCAAAAGCAGGCAGAAAAAGCUGCUCAAGAAAGUGGCCCUGUUUUCCAAGCUCUUGCCAGCCCAGCCAGCACGGAAGGCAUUCAUAGAGGAAGCCCAGCUGAUGGCCAAGCAUCCCUUGGCCAUGUACCCCAAUCUGGGAGAAGAUAUGCCUCCAGAUCUCCUACUACAGGUGCUGAAACCGCUGGAUCCUGAGAGGAAGCUGGAGGACGCAUGGGUUCGUGAGGGCUGGAAGAAGACAACCAAGGCACCCACCGAGCCUGGUAAAUACCCCUGUGGGGAAUUCUGCCAGAGGCCUCCUGAGACUCAGGUGUUCCAUCUCCACCCGGAGCCUCCCAAGACUCCGGUGUCCAGUCACCCAGAGCCUCCUGAGACUGGAGUGUCCUAUCUCUGCCCAGAGCCUCCCAAGACUCAUUGGGUCUCCAGCCUCUGCCCGGAGCCCCCCAAGACUGGAGUGUCCCAUCUCUGCGCAGAGCCUGCCAAGACUCGUCGGGUGUCCAGUCUCCUCCCGGAGCCUCUCGAGACUGGAGUGUCCCAUCUCUGCCCAGAGCCUCCCGGGACUCGUGUAUCUCAUCUCUGCCCGGAGCCUCCGAAGACUCUUCAGGUGUCCAGUCUCUGCCCGGAGCCUCCCAAGACUCGUCGGAUGUCCAGUCUCCACCCGGAGCCUUCCAAGACUGGAGUGUCUCAUCCCCACCUGUAGUCUCCCAAGACUCGUGGGGUAUCCAGUCUUCUCCCGGAGCCUCCCAAGACUCGUCGGGUGUCCAGUCUCUGCCCAGAGCCUCCCAAGACUCGUCGGGUGUCCAGUCUCUGCCCAGAGCCUCCCAAGACUGCAGUGUCUCAUCUCCACCUGGAGCCUCCCAAGACUCGUCGGGUGUCCAGACUCUGUCCGGAGCCUCCCAAGACUGGUCAGAUGUCCAGUGUCCGCCCAGAGCCUCCCAAGAAUCGUCGGGUGUCCAGUCUCUGCCCGGAGCCUCCCAAGACUGCAGUGUCUCAUCCGCCUCCCAAGACUCAACGGGUGUCCACUCUCCACCCGGAGCCUACCAAGAUUCGUUGGGUGUCCAGUCUCUGCCCAGAGCCUCCCAAGACUCAUCGGGUGUACAGUCUCCGCCCAGAGCCCCCCAAGAUGCAGGUGUCCAGCCUCCAGCCGGAGCCCCCCAAGACGGAGGUGUCCAGUGUCUGCCCAGAGCCUCCCGAGAUUGGAGUGUCCCAUCUCCACCCGGAACCUCCCAAUACUCAUCGAGUGUCCAGUCUCCUACUACAGCCUGGUAAAUACCCUUGUGGGGAAUUCUGCACGAGGCCUCCCGAGUCUCAGGUGUCCCAUCUCUGCCUGGAGCCUCCCAAGACUCCGGUGUCCAGUCUCCGCCUGGGGCCUCCCAAGACUGGAGUGUCCCAUCUCUGCCCACAGCCUCCCAAGACUCCAGUGUCCAGUCUCUGCCCGGGGCCUCCCAAGACUGGAGUGUCUCAUCUCUGCCCAGAGCCUCCCAAGACUCGGGUGUCCAGUCUCCACCCAGAGCCUCCUGAGACUGGAGUGUCCCAUCUCCACCCAGAGCCUCUCAAGACUCGGAUGUACAGUCUCCACCUGGAGCCUCCCGAGACUGGAGUGUCCCAUCUCUGCCUAGAGCCUCCCAAGACUCUGGUGUCCAGUCUCCGCCCGGGGCCUCCUGAGACUGGAGUGUCUUAUCUCUGCCUGCAGCCUCCCAAGACUCCGGUGUCCAGUCUCUGCCCGGGACCUCCCAAGACUGGAGUGUCUCAUCUCUGCCCAGAGCCUCCCAAGACUCUGGUGUCCAGUCUCUGCCUGGGGCCUCCUGAGACUGGAGUGUCUCAUCUCUGCCCAGAGCCUCCCAAGACUCGAUUGUCCAGUCUCUGCCCAGAGCGUCCCGAGACUGGAGUGUCCCAUCUCUGCCCGGAGCCUCCUGAGACUCAUCGGGUGUCCAGUCUCCGCCCGGAGCCCCGCAAGAUGCGGGUGUCCAGUCUCUGCCCGGAACCUCCCAAGACUGUAGUGUUCCAUCUCCGCCCAGAACCUCCCAACCUCCCAACACUCGUUGGGGAAUUCUGCCUACGGCUUCCAGAGACUCGGGCAUCCCAUCUUUGCCCUGAGCCUCCCAAGACUCGUCAGGUGUCCAGUCUCCGCCCGGAGCCUCCCAAGACUAGAGUGUCCCAUCUCUCCCCAGAGCCUCCCAAAGCUCCAGUGUCCCAUCACUUCUUGGAGCCUCCCAAGAUUCGAGUGUCCUGUCUAAAAGAACUGCUUCAGGAAGAUACACCAAGCACAACAGAGUGUGUUUCUGACUCUCUUCAACAUAGAUACACAUCGAGAAAAAUGCAUGACUUCAAGUGGGCUCGAGACAUGGGAGUUGAUGAAGAAUCCAUCAGGAGUCUGUUUGACUUUACCCCCAAGUGGAGAGCAACCUAUGAAGACCAACAGAUUAAGAAGAUAAAAGAAUGGGUCUCAGAGCUGCAAUACACAAUAAAGCUAGAUGAAAUGGAUGAGGUCGAAUCCUUCUCACAGGAAAAAGACUGGGACAGGAAACUCCAGAUGGCACCGAAUUCUUCCACUGCACAGUGUGUGAAGAUGAGGUAUGGAGUAUGGUACCUUAAGCCUAAGUUGUGGAAAAAGCUAAGAAGUGAUCAACCUUUGAUUGACUCCAAGCUCUUACUUGAAAAGCCAGAUGAACCCGAUGUUCUUGACGAUCUUUAUGGACCAAUCGCCUUUAAGGAUUUCAUUCUAAGCAAGGGCUAUGAAAUGCCUGGCAUCAUUGAAAGGCUGUGUGCCAGGAGGGGAUGGACUUAUGACUCUGUUAAGACUCCUAUUCAACGUGCAAUGAUAUUUUACAAGUAGAAAGAAGACGUCACAGACGUAUCGGAAGAAGAUUAGACGGUUUUCAAUUUACUACUUAAUUGGGUAUUUCUUGCUCUCAUUUUAAACAUCAAU
Molecule: messenger RNA, 3202 nt
Organism: Gorilla gorilla gorilla (western lowland gorilla)
Lineage: Eukaryota; Metazoa; Chordata; Mammalia; Primates; Hominidae
Product: putative protein FAM47C
Source: RefSeq, a predicted model, not a curated record